This is a messenger RNA of Racocetra fulgida, 327 nucleotides long. The record is from the annotation of a GenBank genome assembly. NCBI's taxonomy places the organism in Eukaryota, Fungi, Glomeromycota, Glomeromycetes, Diversisporales, Gigasporaceae.
AUGAAUGUAUUAGAAUAUAUUAAUUAUACAGAUGAAGAAGAUAUAGAAAAAGUGUUGGAUGACCAAGAAAUAUCUGAAGUCACUGAAAAUGAAGGAAGUGACGAUGAUAAAGAUAAUAGUACUGAAAUGCGAAUUAUUACCCACCAAAAAGCAUUAAACGCUUUAGAUUUACUAGACCAAUAUUUUUUGCAGCAAGAUCUCAAUGAAGUAGCACGAUUAGAACAUGAUGUUGCUUUGUUGAAUUUGUGUAAACAGCAAGGAAGUUUCAGAAUGAUUUUUAUAAACAAGUUAUCAUCGAUUCUCUUUGGCAUACAGACAGUUUCUUGA